Messenger RNA from Salvia splendens (bonfire salvia), 1279 nucleotides. Its product is annotated as ubiquitin-conjugating enzyme E2 32. The transcript is spliced from 5 exons. The coding region runs from base 142 to 1035 and encodes 297 amino acids. The record is from RefSeq and is a predicted model, not a curated record. Lineage: Eukaryota; Viridiplantae; Streptophyta; Magnoliopsida; Lamiales; Lamiaceae.
UCAUCUGUUGUAAGGUGUUCCAAUUUUUUUUAUCUCAUCAAACCAAACACACACACACACUCUGUAUCCCAAUCCCGAACAUUUUCGCAAAAAUUCUUCGUCUCUUAAUUCGUGAUAGGUGCGAUCUGCCGUUGGAGAUAGAUGGCGGAGGAUAAGUAUAACCGGAAGAACCCCGCGGUGAAGAGGAUUUUGCAGGAGGUGAAGGAAAUGCAAUCAAAUCCUUCUGAAGAUUUCGUCAGCCUUCCACUCGAGGAGAAUAUAUUUGAAUGGCAAUUUGCUAUUAGGGGGCCAAGAGACUCGGAGUUUGAGGGAGGAAUAUAUCACGGCAGAAUUCAGUUGCCUUCCGAGUACCCUUUUAAGCCGCCUUCGUUUAUGUUAUUAACGCCAAAUGGUCGAUUCGAAACUCAGACCAAGAUAUGCUUGAGCAUUUCAAAUCAUCACCCUGAGCACUGGCAGCCAUCCUGGAGUGUUCGUACUGCAUUGGUAGCACUAAUCGCAUUUAUGCCUACCAGCCCAAAUGGGGCUUUGGGAUCCUUAGAUUACCCAAAGGAAGAGAGGCGAGCUCUUGCAACUAAAUCUCGUGAAUCAGCUCCUAGAUUCGGGUCUCCAGAACGACAAAAGCUGAUUGAUGAGAUUCAUGAAUACAUGCUGAGCAAAGCACAGUCGCUGCCUCAGAGCAACGUGAAUUCUGAAGCACAACAAACAGACAGCGAAGAAAUUCAGCAGAUUCCCCAAGACAUUGUAGAGGAAACUACAGAAGCCCCUUCCCACCAAUCUGAAGAGAAUGGAAUCGUUGAAGAACCCAAUGAAACUCCUUCUGAGGCAAAUGUUUCACAGUCGUCAAGGCCAGUUCCUACCGCGCCCACAACUAGUGAGCAAGUGUUGCAUAAGUCGGAAAAUAGGGUUCAUAAACCAGCAGCCGACCGUUUGUUCACACUGGCUGCUUUCGGGCUUACUAUAGCUAUAAUAGCUCUCCUGUUGAAGAAGUUCUUGAAAGCUAAUGGACAUGGGGCCGUCUUCAUGGAUGAGUCGUAAAUUUCGGGUAAAUAUAUGAUGGACAUUCUUCGUGGUGCAUAUAUGUUGGUGCAUAAGCUGAAAGAGGAGGAAAGAGGGUCGUAAGUUUUAUAAAUGAGAACAAUUGUAACUCUGAUUCAACGAGUGUAUAUAUUACAUACACCUACAUAUGCUUCAUGCUUAAGUGAUUUAUACAUGAAAGCUAAAACUAUUUGUAGAAGUUGAACAAUUUCAUUUGAUUUAAAGUGAAUUUUCUCCGAGAAAA